AUGUCUAUAUUUUUUACAAGAAAUGAUAGACAUAGAAGUGAUUCUGUCCAAUCCUUCGUGUCUUCUAUUUUUAGUUCAAAUUCGACAAACCUAAAUGACAGUGAUGAAUAUAUCUCUAGUUCAUCUUUUUCAGAGAAAUAUAACAACAACAACAACAACAACAACAACAACAACAACAACAACAACAACAACAACAACAACAAUAAUAAUAAUAAUAAAAAUUUAGAUUUCCUCAAUGCAAAUGAGGAUUAUUCCCAUGAUUUAGAUUUUUUGCAAUAUAUUGAUCCACAACCUUCUUUACCACCUAAUUAUAAUGACAUCAAUGUUAACGCUAAAGGUGCUAUCUCUUUUCCUAUCUGGGAAAUACAUCACACUUCUGUACACCCCCCAGAAUAUUCUCCUACUGUCUAUGACUAUACAAUAGUAUCUAUUCGUACAGAAUAUGAUUCUCCCAAUGAAAAAUUACCUCAGUUUAAAUCUAAAGUAUGGCAGAAUUUUGUAUUGGAAAUUAACUCCACUCAGAUAAAUCUGUACAAUAUUCAUCCUAAAUUGGUUAAACUUAUACCCAACUAUAACCAAGGGAUUAUACCGACCAGCAUUCUUUCCUCUUUCCAAAGGAAACAAGCGUAUCAGCUGGAUUCGCGCGAUAAUGAAAUGAUCCUGGACCAAAUAAAAAUAAAUCCAAAGGAGUAUCUAAAUAGGAAAAGUUUAUAUGACUCGUUCUCUUUACAAUAUGCAAAGUGUGGUGUCCCCUUAGAUUUUCUUUAUAGAAGAUUUAUACAGGAAUUGAACGGGGAGAGAGAAAGUGAAUUUAAUUUACAAACGAUCCCUGAUGAAAAAGUUAUCUUCAAUCUAAUCAAAAUUAAGGACCAGAAAUAUUUAAGGGUCAGAUUAGAAGGUAAACAAUUCUUAAUAAAAUUCAAAGAUGUAGAGACAAUGCUUCUAUGGUAUAAACAACUGAAUAUUGGGAUUAAUGUAUCUUUGGACCUUGAUUUACGAGAAUUUCCAGAUUAUAGAGUAGUACCUAGAAGAAGAGCUCAUCAAUAUAGAGAUUUCCAUUCUACUUUUUCGACAGACUAUAUUGAUGAUCGUACCAGUGAUUCAGAAAAUUCAUCUGAUUUAAGCUCAAUAGAGGAAUCAGAGGAUGAAAGCCUUGAUUCAAUUCUAGAAGACAAUACUAACAACGAAACAGAAAAAUAUAGAUCAGACAGUCAUAAUUACACCUACGAAAAAUAUUUAAGUGACUGUCUUCGCUGUAUUAGACCACUCUCUGAGAUGAAAUCAUGGUUAAACAAAGUAAUAGUCAUGCCAACUAAAGAGCCCAAAUUUACAACAAAAAAUCUACCCAAGUAUUAUCAUCCAGUAAACACAACAAAUGACAAAUUUAAGAUCCAAAAUCAUUCACUAGGUUUAUUCUUACUAAAUGAAGAAAAUGAUCUAGUUCAAUUAGAUCAUUCUGUGGCGGUAUCAUGGAAUAGUCUCAGUUCUACCAGAAUUGUUUAA
Messenger RNA from Arxiozyma heterogenica, 1503 nucleotides. RefSeq lists its product as uncharacterized. Bases 1 to 1503 code for a protein of 500 amino acids. The record is from RefSeq and is a predicted model, not a curated record. NCBI's taxonomy places the organism in Eukaryota, Fungi, Ascomycota, Saccharomycetes, Saccharomycetales, Saccharomycetaceae. The transcript has a single exon.